This is a messenger RNA of Oncorhynchus keta (chum salmon), 6449 nucleotides long. Its product is annotated as methyl-CpG-binding domain protein 5-like. Gene Ontology annotation, cellular component: nucleus; chromocenter. Gene Ontology annotation, molecular function: DNA binding; chromatin binding. Lineage: Eukaryota; Metazoa; Chordata; Actinopteri; Salmoniformes; Salmonidae. The record is from RefSeq and is a predicted model, not a curated record.
CUCAUCUCUCUGAGGCGCAGGAGCAGUAAAGUACUCCAUCUUUAUCCCAAGCCUAGGGAGAACCAGCCGAGACAUUUGAUGGGUAGGCUUUUUAUUUUUAUUUUUAAAGGACCAGAAGCAAAUAUAGAGGGAGUUGAAAUAUACUAUUUCAGCCACAAUGGACUUUCAAGGAAUCAUUUGAUACUCCGAAAGAUGGAAAAAACGUUUUUAUAGGCAAUAAGAUUGGAAUCUCAAAAGCUCCUGUCUUUGCAAAGCAACCCUCUGCUCAGCUAUUCUUUCACUGGCCUGUCUCUGCCUCGUCCCUAAGCUGGAGACGUUUCACAUUGGAAAAUACGCUCAACGUUCCCCAGUUACGAUUUUUUUUUAAACUUCGACUUUCAAUUCGGGAUAUACUUUUUUCGUACAGUGGAAUAUCGUUAAAGGCAUUUUAAUGUUUUGGAGUUUGUGUUAGAUUACACGGGAACCAUGGGAAUCCCUCAAAUAACCUGCUCCAGAAGGAACCCCUAGCAUGUCUUCAUGAGCCACUCCUGGUUCCAUCUGUUGCCCCAGCCUCUCUGAAUCUGAUUCAGUGUCUAUGGCUCUGAAUGACCGAGACAAAUAUGGAAAUCUCGUUGGUGUUCAGUAGUAAAACUAUGAAGGGUCUGAAAGGUUAGGAUUCACAGUGAGCUUGCCUCACAUCACACAGACCCCAGCCCAUACUUCAUCCAACUUUGAGAGUGAAAUUGUAGUACACUACAAAGUCCUCUUUAUUGGAAGACAAAGAUGCCAUGUACUCUGAAGUCUCUGGUUGAUGUGUGAUAUGCUCUAAGGUGUUGUGUACUAAACCAACUAGAACAAUGAAUGGAGGAAAGGACUGUAAGGGAGGGGUCUCAGAGGGGGUGGGGUAUACAGCCCCUGUCCAGGUCCCUAUUGGCUGGCAUCGCAAGGUGGAUCCAACUAAUGGAGUCCUCUACAUCAGUCCCAGUGGCUCGGUGCUGUCCUGUCUAGACCAGGUGAAGAGCUACCUGCUCACAGACGGGACCUGCAAGUGUGGCCUGGAGUGCCCACUCAUCCUCCCAAAGGUGUUUAACUUUGAUCCGGGGGCUGCCGUUAAACAGAGGACGGCAGAGGACGUGAGGGCAGAUGAAGACGUCACCAAGCUGUGUAUCCAUAAGAGAAAGCUGCUGGCUGUGGCCACUCUACACAAAACUAUGGCGCUACCACACCCUGCUCUGACCCUUACCAGUCCUGGUGGAGGUACAAGUUCAACAUCAAUGGCCCCGUCACAUUCCACAAAUCCCCGAGCAAUACGGAAGAAAUCUCACCAGUCACCGCUACCCAACUCUGUGGUUCCCAACUGCAAGAACCCUUUCAAAAUGAUGAUGGCGGCUGCAGCAGGUCACCGGCACUUUCCCCAAGAGCUAGGAGGUCCACCCCAGCAGCUGGAGCUUUACCCUGGUUAUCCCAACAGACAGCAGAGACUGAGCAGUGAGCCUGGGCCCAGGUCUUCGUACUGCUCUGGCUAUGGUAGCAUGCUGAGUCCAGGGGCCGGCUCCCAGCUCUAUGGGCCCAGGGACGGGUCACCACUCUCCCCUAGCCUCAGGUCUGAUCCUCUGGGCAGCCCAGAUGGGUUUAGAAACAACCCCUGUGGCUUCCCUGGAGCCACCAGCUCCAGCCCCAUCCACGGGGUCAACAGAACGCCUCUCUCCCCACCAGGGAUGCUCCUCCACAGUUCUCCGACUGGGACCCAGACGUCCUGCGUUAUGGCAGGAAGGACUAGCACACCCCUCUCCCCUACCGCCACUGCCAAAAGCCCUGUCAUGAUGAAGAAGCCUGUGUGUAACUUCCCCAGAUCCCCCAGUAUGGAUAUUUCCAUACGACCACCGUUUCACCUCAAUACACAGCCCAGCGCCCCACACCCUGGCCCCCCGUCUGCCAUACCUCCCUCCUGUACCCUCCAGAAAAAGCAGAUGACCUCUGAAAAGGACCCGUUAGGCAUCCUAGACCCCAUCCCCAGCAAGCCUAGCAUCAGUAUCAGCCAGACAAACUCCAAAACAAACUCCAACUUCCACCCUAGUGUCCACUCCUCUCAGGUACCAAUGAUGAAUGUAAACAUGAACAACCACCCUCCUCCCGCCAUUGUCCCCUUGCCAAGCAACCUCCCUCUCCCCACUGUCAAACCCGGCCCACUGGGCCACAGCCAUGGAGGUCACAUGCAGAGGACUCAACAUCAGACCUCCAUAACCACCUCCAUGUCCCCCUCUCCAGUCACCUCCCCAGUCCACAUGUCAGGCCCUGUCCUGGGCAGCAGGAUGGAGGCCUCUCCCCAGCGCUCUCGCUCCUCCUCCACUUCCUCGGACCAUGGGAGCUUUGCCAUGCCCUCAGGCCCCAGUCAGGGUCCGUGUGGCGGGAUGAAGGCUCCUCCUCGCUCCCCCCGGCCCGCCAUGCCCAUUAACAUGCCUUCCAGCCCCUCCUCUGCCAAGCCUGACUCACACCAACUCCACCAGUACAAAGACCUACCCAGUCAGCUGCUGGUUGAGAUGAGUAACCAGAACGCUAUCAACACCCAGCACAACAACCCCGGCAUGUACCCCCCUGUCACCUCCUCUGGCCCCUCCAUCGCUGCUCCUCACCAGGCCCAGAACCAGAAGGGACAGAACCACCCAGGACUGUUAGGGAUGCCCCUCAACCAGAUCGUGAACCAGCAGAAUGCUGCUUCCUUCCCCGCCAGCAGCCUACUGUCAGCAGCAGCCAAAGCACAGCUAGCAAAUCAAAACAAACACGGUGACAACAGCAGUGAGACUGGCAGUAGAGGUGGAGGCCCAGGUAGGGUUGAUGGUAAUGGUGGUAGUAGUGGAGUUGGGCAUCCCAGUGGCCCUCUCAGCGGCAUAGAGAGGCCCAGUAGCAGCACUUUAAACCCCAUGCUUCCCCCUAACCCCACCAUGCCCUCCACUGCGGAAGCAGCAGCAGCAGGUGGCCAGAGCGGUCGGGCUGCCCUCCGGGACAAGCUCAUGGCCCAGCAGAGAGACAGAGGAGACCCCCUGCUCCGUAAGCGCAAGCAGCAGCCGCCAGGCCCACCACCGCCCAACAACCCCCUCAACCACCACGACAGCAUGGUCUUCAACAUGCUCAACAAGCCUCCUAACAUGGGUGGAGGUCCAGGUCCCAGGCUACCACUACCAAGCUCAGCAGAACAGCUGAGGAAAGUGGCCCGGCUUGGGGGCCUACAGACCAACACCUCCAUGGCCCAGCUGCUUCAGUCCAUGAGCAACCACAACAACCACCAUAACCAGCACCAAGGCCCUGUAGGCCCCCAAGGACCUGGUCAGAUGCAUUACAGCGAUGUGGCUGGUGUCAUGCCUCCUGGAGCCUCCCAGCAGCAGAGCCUACUGGCCCAACAGAGGAUGCUAGGCCAAGGGGAGGGUCAAGGUAUGUACUGCCGGAGUAUGGACUCUGGAGGCCCUCAUUCUCACAGCCCUCGGUUCCCAGGGUUGAUGAACCAGAUCCAGGCCAAUUCGUUGGUCAACUGUGGCCCUCUGGGGCCCGGUGGACAAGUGGGCCUUGGCCCAGGGAACAUGCCCCUGAGCCACCAUCCUAACACUAACCCACCACCACUGUCCCACCCAAGUCAACAUCCACAUCCGCAGCAUCAGCAGCAGCACAGUCACCUUCACGCUGCGCUGGGAAGGACUAGUAUGUCAGGAAUGACACUCGGCAACAAUGAUGGGAGUUGUGGUCCAAUCAUCUCUGAGCCAGGAGACCCAUCUAACCUCGUAAACUGCAGCAUAACCAGCCUCCAGCCCCACGUCAUCAACAGCUCCAGCAGUGGCGGUGGUACCCAGGUGUUCCAGCAGCGUCAUGCCCAGCAGCAGCAGCUUCAUCAGGGCAUUCAGCGGGCCAUGCAGGGUCUCCCUCCUGGCUACCAGGGCUCACAGCAACCUGGCUUCCCUGAAAACAACAACUCCUCCAACGCCCACCCUAUGGCCUGCCUGUUCCAGAACUUCCAGGGGUGUUUGCCAGACAACAGCAUUUCAGUCCCUCACUCACAGAUGAUCUCUCAGUCUGGUAUGACAUCACUUCCUGAGUCUCAGGGGAUGCUGUCACACACCCAGUUUGGUGUCAGCCAACAGGAGAUGCAACAGACUCAGGGAGAGGGGCUUCCCCCAGGGAUGCACGGCUCUGAUAGGCUACCCAACGGAGGGGUGGAGUCUGUAGACGCCAUCUACAGGGCUGUGGUGGAUGCUGCCAGUAAAGGAAUGCAUGUAGUCAUCACCACCACGGUUAGUGGCACUACCCAGUCCAGCCCGGUACCCACUCUCAGCACCAUGACUGCCUUCACUAACUCCGUAGGGGAGCCGGUCAGCAUCAACCACAACCUCCCUCACAGCCAUGCUGCAGUCAGCCAUAGUGGCCACCGGGUGGCGCACCAGGAGGCGGAGCAGACACCGACCCUGAGCCAACAGCCCAGACCCAGGCAGGUCAGAGCAGGACGGCCCCGGAAGCACUCUGGUCAGGGGAAGAGUAUUGUUAGCAUCCCCGAGGGUCAGGGAGCACUUCCAGAGGCCCCCCACCAGGACUACUUCAGAUCCCCAGGCCAUGGCACCCCCAGGGGGCAGUGGGAAGGCGAGACUGGGUACCCUGGAAGUCUGGACAGAGGUCACACGGCAUGGGGCGGUGAGGAGUUCCUAGAGUGCUCCACUCAUGUCCGCAGCAGCCCCUGUAUGGAGAGACCUGGGAGUCUAGCUCCUGCACCCCCCUGUCCAGCCGACAGCUCCCCCCACGAAGGUCACCACCACUCUCUCCCCGUCCCCUCAGACAAGGCCUUCCUGGAGGAGGGAUUCAACCGCUUCAACAACUGCAACCGGACGGCCGUGAACAUCGUUAACUACAAAGAGAGGUUGGAUCAGACUGUGGAGAGAUGCGCCCAUAUGAACGGAGGUGGCGUCGGACCCCCCCAGGUCCAGUUUUCUCUACGGGGGUACAGUGUGUCUGACCCCCUCGGCCCCCCCAGACAGGGGGACCUAACCGGGGACGACCAGUCUCCCAGCUCCUCCACCAGCCUGGAGGGUCCGUUGGUUAAAGAGUACGUGGGCCACUACAACGGGCACUUCAGCCCAUCUGACACCAAGUCCCUGAGCAGUGAGGAGGACCUGAGGCAGCCGGACAGCCCAUCGUCAGAGAUGCUCCACUAUAGACCCAGGACGUUUAACAUGGGGGAUCUGGUCUGGGGACAGGGCUUUAAAGGGUUCCCAUCCUGGCCUGGUAAACUGUCAGGGGAGGAGGCGGGGCACAACCAUCACCAUGGCAGCCUGCAGCUCAGAGAGGACAGCAAGGUGGAGACGGAGAAGCUGAAAACACUGACACAUGACCUAGAGGCCCUUGACAGAGCGACCAAGAGGAACAGAAAAGCUGGGAAGUUGAAUAAUCAUUUAGAAGCUGCUAUACAUGAGGCCAUGAGUGAGCUGGACAAGAUGUCAGGGACUGUUCAUCAGAUCCCUUCCAGAGACAGACAGGUGAAGCUGCCCAAGCCCAAGAGGAGAAAGAUCUCCAGAUAACAUUGAAUGUGUUUGGUCAGCUAAUGACAGUCCAGUAUCUAGCCAGUGCCCAGCCUUGGAACAACGGUUCAGACCGCCCCGGCGCGACCUUUGAACUCCAACCAGGUGCUACAAUAUGGAUAGUAGUGGUACAUUAUCGUGCCACGACCUCCCUAGCUGACUGACAUUGAAAGUCCUGGAAAAGCCAAACAAAAAUAUUACAGUUUUGAAUUUCAACUGUAAAAAACAACGGUUGUAAUUUGUCUACAGCUCGCUGAAUGACAACUAUUUUUUCUAGAAUAACAUAUAAAAAAAAACCUGAUAAAUAGAAGAAAAAUACUACAUUUUAAAGAAAAAUAGACAGUCCAAAUAUUUCUGAUACAUUUUCAAUAUGUAUAUAGGUAAUACGGAAGAUUUCCUGAAUAUUAAGAAACGUAUGUAAACAUUGUACACUGGUAAUGUACAACAUACUUAAUAAUGCACAUGUGAACUUGUAUUGUACAAAGCAGCAGCAGCAGAAGUGCACCGAUGUCCUGGUUUUUAUUCAACACACACUGUCAUUCUGACUGUAUGCAAGGGACAUGUAAAGACGAGAUCCAGCCGGAAGCUUUUAUAUGGGGAUGUUAUAGACCUGCUGUUUAUUGGCUUGACCAGAAGGGUCUGUGUUCAGAAAGCAUUCGAGGAGUAGGAGUGCUGAUCACGGAUCAGUUUCACUUUUAAUAUUAUAAUGAAUAAGGUGACAUACAGAGGGGGGGCCUGCUACUAGAUCAUCACUGGCAGUAGGAUCAGCCCCCCCCUUGUCCACAUCAUCUUAAGUAGGAUCUAAGAAGGGCGAGACUGAUCCUAGUUCAGCGCCCCCUGUCCACAUCAUCUUAAUUAGGAUCUAAGAAGGGCGAGACUGAUCCUAGUUCAGCGCCCCCCUGUCCACAUCAUCUU